Messenger RNA from Theobroma cacao (cacao), 649 nucleotides. It is a transcript of the gene MBF1C, whose product is annotated as multiprotein bridging factor 1C. Gene Ontology annotation, molecular function: DNA binding. The record is from RefSeq and is a predicted model, not a curated record. Lineage: Eukaryota; Viridiplantae; Streptophyta; Magnoliopsida; Malvales; Malvaceae. Gene Ontology annotation, cellular component: nucleus.
UCCAUUGUAUCUUUGCAAAAUCCAGUGGUUUCGAUUUUGUAUGAUCAAAGGUGUUUUACGUUGUCUUCAACAAUGCCGAGCAGAUUUGGUGGAGCCGUGACUCAGGACUGGGAGCCCGUGGUGCUACACAAGUCGAAGCCCAAGGCCCAAGAGCUACGCGAUCCGAAGGCAGUGAACCAGGCGCUGAGGUCGGGGGCACCGGUCCAGACUAUCAAGAAAUUCGAUGCUGGUUCGAACAAGAAAACCGAGGGGCCGGUGUUGAACCCGAGGAAGCUUGAUGAAGGGACGGAACCGGCGGCUAUAGACCGGGUCUCGGCGGACGUUAGGCAGGCGAUACAGAAGGCGCGGCUGGAGAAGAAUCAAGCUGAGUUGGCUAAGCUGAUAAACGAGCAGCCUAAGGUGGUUCAGGAGUACGAGAAUGGGAAGGCGGUGCCGAACCAAGCCGUGCUGGCUAAGAUGGAGAGGGUUCUUGGGGUGAAAUUGAGGGGGAAGAUCGGGAAGUAAUGUGAGACAACGUAUGUGUCUUGUGCUUUGAACAUAUAUGCGUUUGUUUGUGGUUUGGAUUUCAAUGAUGGAAACCAACUUGUACUAAUCGUUGUGAAGUUGUAGAAAAGUGUUCAAUUUCCAGUGUUCUUGUGCGAAAUUUUCA